GGGCGCGCCGCCGCUUCCUCCGCUCGCGGCCCCGGAUGCGCCGAGCGAAGCGGCGCCGCCUCGACCCCCGCCCCCAGCCCUCGGCCGGACGCGGCAGGAGUGCGGCCCAGGCCCGGAAUAUCAUGUCGCGUCCGUGACCGGCGCUGCGUGACCCUUGGGUCUGUCUCUGCCCGUGGCAUCUCAAGACUCGUCGUGGUGUGGGUCAGUUCCGUCCUUACCUCGCCGAGGCUGCUCCAGUGUUGUGUCCCGUCGCCGGGUGAAGGAGAACAUUAAGUUGGAUUAAAAAGAGGGGUGAUAAUGCACCAUGGCAGCGGCCCGCAGAGUGUCCAGCACCAGCUGCAGCGGUCCAGGGCCUUCGCCCCCAGCGAAGGCGAGGAACAGCAGGCCCACCCAAACCCGCCCCAGUCCCCUGCCACGCCCUUCGCGCCUUCGGCCAGCCCGUCCGCACCGCAGUCUCCCGGGUACCAAGUUCAGCAGCUGAUGAAUAGGAGCCCCGUGACGGGACAGAACGUGAACAUCGCCCUGCAGAGUGUCGGCCCGGUGGUGGCAGGAAACCCGCAGAUCACGCUCGCUCCUCUGCCACUCCCCAGCCCCGCUUCUCCAGGCUUCCAGUUUGGCACCCAGCAGAGGCGCUUUGAGCAUGGGUCUCCGUCGUACAUCCAGGUCACCUCACCACUGUCCCAGCAGGUGCAGACUCAGAGUCCCACCCAGCCCAGUGCCGGGCCGGGGCCGGGCCUGCAGAGCGUGCGGGCCGGCACCCCUGGCCCUGGUCUGGGCCUCUGCAGCAGCAGUCCUACCGGGGGCUUCGUGGACGCCAGCGUGUUAGUCAGGCAGAUGAGCUUGAGCCCAUCUAGUAGCGGGCACUUUGUGUUUCAGGAGAGCCCCAGCCUCGCCCAGAUGGCCCCGGGCACCCAGGUGCAGCUGCAGCACGCGGGGGCUCCCAUCGCGGUCCGAGAGCGGAGACUAUCGCAGCCCCACACGCAGUCCGGGGGCACCGUCCACCACCUGGGGCCCCAGAGCCCCGCGGCCGCGGGUGCGGCCGGCCUGCAGCCCCUGGCCAGCCCCGGCCACAUCGCCACAGCGAGCUUGCCGCCCCAGAUCAGCAGUCUCAUCCAGGGCCAGCUGGUCCAGCAGCAGCAGGUGCUGCAGGGGCCGCCGCUGACCAGACCCCUGCUCCCCGGGGUCGGGCUUGGGGGGGCUUCGGCCUUCGGGAUGACCUCCCCGCCGCCCCCCAGCAGCCCCUCCAGGACUGCAGUGCCCCCGGGCCUCUCCAGCCUUCCUCUGACCUCUGCGGGGAGUGCAGGCGUGAGGAAGGCCCCCAAGAAGUUGGAGGAGAUCCCCCCGGCCUCCCAGGAGCUGGCCCAGAUGAGGAAGCAGUGCCUGGACUACCACUACCGGGAAAUGGAGGCGCUGAAAGAGGCCUUCAAGGAGUAUCUGAUCGAGUUGUUCUUCUUGCAACACCUUCAAGGGAACAUGAUGGACUUCUUGGCUUUCAAGAAGAAGCAUUAUGCCCCGUUGCAAGCUUAUCUUAGGCAGAAUGAUUUGGACCUGGAGGAGGAGGAGGAGGAGGAGGAGGAGGAGGAGGAGGAGGAGGAAGAAAAGUCUGAGGUUAUCAACGAUGAGGUAAAGGUUGUGACAGGAAAGGAUGGGCAGACUGGUACUCCCGUUGCUAUAGCAACCCAGCUUCCGCCAAAUGUUUCUGCUGCUUUUUCAUCCCAGCAGCAACCGCUUCAGCAGCAAGCUCUGGCGGGGGCCCUUGUGGCGGGGCCCGCGAGUGUGGCAGAGACGGACCCCUUUAAGAGGCAGCAGGCGGGGACCCCGGCAGAGCCUUCUAAGCGGCCUCGGCUUGAAGUGGGCCACCAGGGGCCAGUUUUCCAGCACCCGGGGGCGAACGCAGGGGUUCCUCUUCAGCAGCUCAUGCCCACGGCUCAAGGAGGAAUGCCUCCGGCCCCUCAAGCUGCCCAGCUCGCCGGACAGAAGCAAAGCCAGCAGCAGUACGACCCAUCCACGGGGCCCCCGGUGCAGAACGCCGCCAGCCUGCACACCCCGCCGCCGCAGCUCCCUGGCAGGCUGCCCCCCGCCGGCCUUCCCGCCGCACCCCUCCCGCCAGCGCUGCACUUUCCUCAGCAGCCUCCGGCGGUGGAGCCUCACGUGCAGCUCCAGGUCCCUGUGAAGACGCCACAGUCGAAUGCCUCUAUCCCCGUGCCCCCGCCCAGCCAGCUGCCGGUGCCGCCGCCGCAGCCCGUGCCGCAGUCCCUGCACGCCCCGAUGCCUGGGAAGGCUCAGAUGCAGGCUGCUCAGCUCUCUUCCCAGCCACAGACGGUGGCGUCGACGAGACCGCCCGUGGACCCUGCCCAGCCCUGUCAGCGACCCCCGCCGGCGGCCUCUUCUACCUCGUCCAUAGCUCCUGCCGGCGGCUCGGGCCCGUCACCGGUACGGGUCUCUGCAGGGAGUAGACCCUCCUCGGCAGCCAACAAGUCGCUGUCUCCGGUCACCUCCCGGUCCCUGGGGGCAGCUGUGUCAGCACCGCCCAAACCCCAGAGCCCAGCUCAGAAUGCCGCCCCACCCCAAGACAGCUCUCAGGACAAGCUGGCAGAACAGAUAGCACUGGAAAACCAGAUCCAUCAGCGGAUAGCAGAUUUGAGGAAAGAAGGCCUGUGGUCCCUCAGGCGGUUGCCCAAACUGCAGGAGGCCCCACGCCCCAAGUCGCACUGGGACUAUCUGCUGGAGGAGAUGCAGUGGAUGGCCACGGACUUUGCCCAGGAGAGGAGGUGGAAGAUGGCCGCGGCCAGGAAGCUCAUCAGGACAGCGGCGCGUCACCACGAGGAGAAGCAGCUGCGUGAGGAGAGGGGAAGGAAGGAGGAGCAGAGCCGACUGAGGCGCAUCGCCGCCUCCGCCGCCCGGGAGAUAGAGUGCUUUUGGUCGAAUAUUGAACAGGUCGUGGAGAUCAAACUACAAGUAGAAUUGGAAGAGAAAAGGAAAAAAGCCUUAACUUUACAGAAGGUGCCCAGGAGAGGAAAAGAGUCGAGGCCUCAGGGGCUGGAUGCACUGCCGGAAGCUUUCCUGGAGUCGGGGUUGUCCGGAAGGAAGAGGAAAGCUAGCACAUCUCUGACUGACGAUGAAGUGGAAGACGAGGAGGAGACCAUAGAAGAGGAAGAAGCAAACGAGGGGGCCGUGGACCACCAGGCAGAGCUGUCCAGCUUAGCCAAAGAAGCUGAAUUGCCCUUAAUUGACUUGAUGAAGUUGUACGAAGGAGCUUUUCUGCCCAGUUUCCAGUGGCCGCAACCGAAGCCCGACAGUGAGGAGGCGAGCGAAGAAGAAGAUGUGGAAGGCGCCCCGGGCGACCGGGAGGGCCGGAAGGAUGUGGUUCUCAUAGACUCGCUGUUCAUCAUGGACCAGUUCAAAGCUGCGGAGAGAAUGACUCUUGGGAGCCCUCACACAAAGGACAUCGCGGAGGUGACCGCCGUGGCCGAAGCUGUCCUGCCGAAGGGCAGUGCUCGGGUCAGCCCCACGGUGAAGUUGAACGCGCCAUCUCUGUUGUACGGCGCGCUCAGGGACUACCAGAAGAUUGGCCUGGACUGGCUCGCCAAACUCUACCGGAAGAACCUCAACGGCAUCCUGGCGGACGAAGCUGGGCUGGGCAAGACGGUGCAGGUCAUUGCUUUCUUUGCCCACCUAGCUUGCAACGAAGGCAACUGGGGCCCUCAUCUCGUGGUUGUGAGAGGCUGUAACAUCCUCAAGUGGGAGCUCGAGCUGAAGCGGUGGUGCCCCGGGCUCAAAACCCUCCUGUAUGUCGGCAGCCACAGAGAACUGAAAGCCAAGAGACAGGAGUGGACGGAGCCCAACAGCUUCAAUGUGUGCAUCGCGCCCUACAAGCACUUCUUCAGGGGCUAUGCGGCCUUCACGCGUGUGCGGUGGCGCUGCCUGGUCAUCGACGAGAUGCAGCGUGUCCGCGGCAUGACCGAGAGGCACUGGGAGGCUGUGUUCACCCUGAAGAGCCAACAGCGCCUGCUGCUGAUCGACGCGCCCCUGCACAACACCUUCCUGGAGCUCUGGACCAUGGUGCACUUCCUCAUCCCCGGCAUCUCCAGGCCUUACCUGCACCUGCCCCUGAAGGCCCCCAACGACGAGAAUCAGGACUACUACCACAAAGUGGUCAUACGGCUGCACCGGGUACGUGUGUGGGGUACGUGUGCGGCAGCCGCGGCGCUGAGCCUUGCACCGGCUGUGGCGACGGGGGUUCGGCACGGGGGCGACGCACACUCGUCUCCUUCGCAGGUGACGCAGCCCUUCAUCUUGAGGAGAACUAAGAGAGACGUGGAGAAGCAGCUGACGAAGAAGUACGAGCACGUGCUGAAGUGCCGCCUGUCGAGUCGGCAGAAGGCCUUGUACGAGGACGUGAUCCUGCAGCCUGGGACCCAGGAGGCGCUGAAGAGUGGCCACUUUGUGGACGUGCUGAGCAUCCUGCUGCGGCUGCAGAGGAUCUGCAACCACCCCGGGCUGGUGGAGCCCCGGCUCCCGGAGUCGUCAUACACGGCGGGGCCUCUGCAGUACCGCUCGGCCUCCCUUGUCCUCAAGGCGCUUGACGGGGACUCCUGGAAGGAAACGGAUCUCUCUAUAUUUGAUCUUAUUGGCUUAGAGAACAAAAUGACUCGCCACGAAGCAGAAUUGCUGUGUAAGAAGAAGGUGACACGGAAGCUCAUGGACGAGCUGUACACCGCGCCGCCCCCGUCGGGCAGGCCGGCGACCCUCAGACUGAAGCCCAGCAGGUUGUUUCAGCCCGUGCAGUACGGCCAGAAGCCCGAGGGUCGCACCGUGGCUUUCCCCAGCACACACCUGCCCCGGACGGCAGCCUCUGCUGCAGCCACGGCCACUCCUCAGGGCCACGUGAGAGGACGGCCACCAGUUGCCACGUUCUCUGCCAAUCCAGAUGCAAAAGUGGCGGCAGCCCCGUUUCAGAGCUCCCAGGCCUCCGCCGGCGCGCCCGCUCCGAGACAGCCGCCCGCCUCGACCUCCGGCGCAGCACCUGCCCCGGCCCAUCCUGCGAAACCGCGGGCCCCGCCCCCGCCCCCGCCCCCGGGCCCCCCGCACCCGGCGGGGCCGAGCGCGCUGCCUCAGGGGCUGGUGCUCACCUCGCAGGCUCAGGCGCGCCUGCCCAGUGGGGAGGUGGUCAAAAUAGCCCAGCUGGCUUCCCUGGCAGGGCCGCAGAGCCGGGUCGCCCAGCCAGAGACCCCGGUGACGCUGCAGUUUCAGGGGAACAAGUUCACCUUGUCACACAGCCAGCUGCGGCAGCUCACCGCUGGCCAGCCCCUGCAGCUGCAAGGCAGCGUUCUUCAGAUCGUGUCCGCUCCGGGGCAGUCCUACCUGCGACCGCCAGGCCCCGUGGUGAUGCAGACCAUGUCUCAGGCGGGCGCCCUCAACGCCCUGGGAAGCAAGCCCCCGGCCGGUGGCCCGGGCCCAGCCCCCGUGACUGCGCCAGUUGGUGUGCCGGGGCGAGUGGCAGUCAACCCGCUGCCUGCGGGAGAACCCGGAAUGGCCUCCAAACCGGCCUCUCCUGUCGGGGGGCCAACUCAGGAGGAGAAGGGCAGACUUCGGAAGGAGCGGCUGGACCGGGUCUACUUUGUCAACGAGCGGCGCUGCUCGCGGGCCCCCGUCUACGGCCGAGAUCUGCUGCGGAUUUGUGCCGUGGUCGGCCGGGAACAGACGCCUUGGCCCGGCGCUUCGGACAGCGGCCAGCGGAAGGGGGCUGGGCCAGCGGGUGGGUCCAUGCCACCCUCCCACGGUCAGAAGGACCUGAUUUUGACGCUGACCCAGCGGCAAGCCUGCCUGCAGGAUGUCAUCGACAGGGUGGUGUGUGUGAUCCCUCCGGUGGUGGCCGCGCCCCCGUCCCUGUGGGUGGCGAGGCCGCCGUCCCUCUACAUCCGCAGGAUGAGGCUCCUGAGGCACCGUCUUCGAGAGCACACGGCUCCCUACGCGCAGCAGCUGCGGCGGAUGACGGCGCUGCGCUCCCUCCGGUUUCCGGAGCUCCGGUUGGUGCAGUUCGACUCAGGAAAGCUCGAAGCCUUAGCCGUCUUGCUUCAGAAGUUGAAGUCUGAGGGACGCCGAGUGCUGAUCUUGUCGCAGAUGGUUCUCAUGUUGGACAUUUUAGAGGCGUUCCUGAACUUCCACUAUCUCACCUACGUCAGGAUCGACGAGAGCGCCAACAGCGAGCAGCGGCAGGAGCUGAUGAGGAGUUUCAACAGGGACAGGAGGAUCUUCUGUGCCAUUCUGUCAACCCACAGCCGCGCCACAGGCGUGAGCCUGGUGGAGGCCGACGCAGUGGUGUUCUAUGACAACGACCUGAACCCCGUGAUGGACGCCAAGGCCCAGGAGUGGUGCGAGCGGAUCGGAAGGCGCAAGGACGUCCACAUCUACAGGCUCGUGAGUGGUAAUUCCAUUGAAGAGAAGCUUUUGAAAAACGGAACCAAAGACUUGAUCCGGGAAGUAGCCGCUCAGGGCAAUGACUACUCCAUGGCUUUCCUGACACAGCGGACCAUCCAGGAGCUGUUUGAGGUGUGCUCUCCCACUGACGAUGCCGGCUUCCCAGUGAAGGCGGAGGAGUUCGUGGUCCUCUCUCAGGAGCCUUCUGCCUCAGAAAUCAUCGCCCCCAAAAUUGCAAGACCUUUCAUUGAGGCCCUUAAGAGCAUUGAGUACCUGGAGGAAGACGCCCAGAAACCCGAGGAGGAAGCCGUGCCGGGGGCGUCCGGCUCUGACAGCCCGAGGCGGAAGGAGGAGCCGUCGCAGCUGGAGGAGUUAGCGGACUUCAUGGAACAGCUUACGCCUAUCGAGAAGUAUGCGCUGAAUUACCUGGAGUUGUUCCACACGCCGGCUGGCCCCGAGAAAGAGGGAGACGGCGAGGACGCCGUGCUGACCGCCGUGAGGGAGUGGGAGGCCCAGAACGCGAGGGCUCUGCGGGAGAGGGAGGCGCGAGUGCUGCAGGAGCAGGAGCAGGAGCAGCUUCUCACCUACACCAGGGAGGACGCCUACAACGCGGAGUACGUGUGCGAAGGUGCCGACGGGCAGGUGGAGGUCAUGCCGCUCUGGACGCCGCCCACGCCACCCCAGGAUGACAACGACAUCUACGUGGACCCGGUCCUGUGUCUCACGUACGAAACCACGCCCAUCCCAGAGUCCAAGCUGCCUCCCGUGUACGUGAGGAAGGAGCGCCGGCGGCACCGCACGGACCCCUCAGUUGCAGGCAGGAAGAAGAAGCAGCGUCACGGGGAGCCGGUCGUCCCCCCUCGCUCGCUGUUCGACCGCGCCACGCCCGGCAUGUUGAAAAUGCGCCGGGAAGGGAAGGAGCAGAAAAAGAAUAUUCUGUUGAAGCAGCAGACACAGUUUGCCAAGCCGCUGCCGACUUUUGCUAAACCAACAGCCGAGUCAGGCCCAGACAACCCCGAGUGGCUCAUCAGUGAAGAUUGGGCGCUGCUGCAGGCCGUGAAGCAGCUGCUGGAGCUGCCUCUGAACCUGACCAUCGUGUCCCCGGCCCACACGCCCAACUGGGACCUCGUCAGUGACGUCGUCAACUCCUGCAGCCGCAUCUACCGCUCUUCCAAGCAGUGCCGGAGCCGCUACGAGAACGUGCUCAUCCCCAGGGAGGAGGGCAAGAGUAAGAACAACCGGCCCCUGCGCACAGGCCAGAUGUACGCCCAGGACGAGAAUGCCACGCACACGCAGCUGUACACGAGCCACUUCGACCUGAUGAAGAUGACGGCCGGCAAGAGAAGCCCCCCCAUCAAGCCUCUGCUUGGCAUGAAUCCCUUUCAGAAAAACCCCAAGCACGCCUCCGUGUUGGCAGAAAGCGGGAUCAACUACGACAAGCCGCUGCCUCCCAUUCAGGUCGCGUCUCUCCGAGCGGAGCGAAUUGCCAAAGAGAAGAAGGCUCUGGCUGAUCAGCAGAAGGCGCAGCAGCCGCCUGUGGCGCAGCCCCCGCCACCUCCACCGCAGCCGCAGCCCCCGCCGCCGCAGCAGCCACCCCCGCCUCUGCCCCAGCCCCAGGCGGCCGGCAGCCAGCAGCCUGCGGGCCCGCCGGCCGUCCAGCAGCAGGCCCCGGCGCAGCCCCAGGCGGCGCCCGCACAGCCCCCGCCGAAGGUGCCCCCGGCGAUCACCACCGUGGGCAGCGCUGCCGUGCUGCAGGCGGGAGCCAUGAAAACGUCGGUCACGGGGACGAGUAUGCCAACGGGCACGGUGAGCGGAAACGUCAUCGUGAACACCAUCGCGGGGGUCCCUGCCGCCACCUUCCAGUCCAUUAACAAGCGCCUUGCUUCACCUGUGGCACCAGGAGCCUUGACCACCUCCGGAGGCUCUGCUCCUGCCCAGGUGGUCCACACCCAGCCUCGCGCCGUCGGCUCCCCGGCCACGGCCACGUCCGACCUUGUGUCUCUGGCACCAACCCAGGGUGUUCGCGCAGUUACCUCUGUGACAGCCUCAGCUGUGGUCACUACCAGCCUGACCCCAGUGCAGACUCCUACACGGUCUUUGGUGACUCAGGUGUCCCAAGCCACAGGGGUGCAGCUGCCCGGGAAGGCCAUCACCCCCGCACACUUCCAGCUGCUCCGGCAGCAGCAGCAGCAGCCGCCGCCCCCGCCCCCACCCUCUCAGGUGCAGGUCCCGCAGAUCCAGGGCCAGGCCCCGUCGCCAGCACAGAUCAAGGCUGUCGGCAAGUUGACUCCGGAACAUCUGAUCAAAAUGCAGAAGCAGAAACUGCAGCUGCCCCAGCAGGCCCCCCCACCGCAGGCCCCGCCAGGGCCCCCACAGCCCGCUACACAAGUGCAAGUGCAGGCCCCGCCACCCACGCCGCAGCAGAGCCCCCAGCUGGCCACGGUCACGGCCCCGCGGCCCGGAGCCCUGCUCACGGGCACCACCGUGGCCAACCUCCAGGUGGCCCGGCUCACCCGGGUUCCCCCUUCGCAGCUGCAGGCGCAAGGGCAGAUGCAGGCUCAGGCGCCCCAGCCCGCGCAGGUGGCACUGGCCAAGCCUCCCGUGGUGUCCGUGCCGGCGGCCGUGGUCUCCUCGCCAGGUGUGACGACCCUGCCCAUGAACGUCGCCGGGAUCAGCGUGGCCAUCGGACAGCCGCAGAAAGCCGCAGGACAGACCGUCGUGGCGCAGCCCGUGCAUGUACAGCAGCUGCUGAAGCUGAAGCAGCAGGCCGUGCAGCAGCAGAAAGCCAUCCAGCCCCAGGCGGCCCCGGGCCCCGCGGCCGUCCAGCAGAAGAUCGCCGCACAGCAGAUUGCUGCUCAGGGCCAACCGCAGAAGGUCACCUAUGCCACCCAGCCAGCCCUUAAAACGCAGUUCCUUACCACACCCAUCUCCCAGGCCCAGAAACUGGCUGGGACGCAGCAGGUGCAGACCCAGAUCCAGGUUGCCAAACUCCCUCAAGUGGUCCAGCAGCAGACACCCGUGGCCGGCAUCCAGCAGGUGGCCUCUGCUUCCCAGCAGGCCUCCCCGCAGACUGUGACCCUGACUCAGGCGACAGCGGCCGGGCAGCAGGUGCAGAUGAUCCCCACGGUGACGGCGACCGCGCAGGUGGUGCAGCAGAAGCUCAUGCAGCAGCAGGUGGUGCCGACGGCGGCGGGCCAGCUGCAGAACCCCGGUGUCGCCGCCCCCGCCCAGGUGCCGGCCAGCUCCGACAGCCCCGGCCAGCAGCCCAAGCUGCAGAUGCGAGUCCCUGCCGUCCGGCUGAAGACGCCCGCCAAGCCCCCGUGCCCCUAGUCACAGCGGCGGGCGGGCCGCCGGGCACUCCGCCGCCGAGUCAAGAGCAGGCACGUUAUUUAUUGUUGAACCGUGGAACGGUGUCGUUGGAGGUGUUUGGCCCCGGGGAGGUUAUAACGGAAACAAAGUAGUGUCAUCGUUUUACUCUCCUGCGUCCAACACUGCGGGGAGCGGGGAGCCGUGGCCCGUGCCCCCGUGUCCAUGUCCGGGGACCGACGGUGGAGGUGCUGCUGGCACCUUCAGCUUCCCGUCUCUGCAGAGCGGUAGUGCCAGGUCUCGUGUGUGUGCGGUGUUCUGCACGGGGCCACGCGGAGGGGCAGUGAGUCGUAGAGGAGAGCUCUUGAACCUGAAACCUGGUCUUGGACAGCAUCCGCCUCUGCUUGGUUCUGUACUCCUACCUGAACGCGCAUUCUGGUCCUUGGAGAGGAGAGAGGUCGGCUGAGGAGGUCAUCUCCGGUCCGAGGCGGCCAGUGUGGUUUUCUCUUUCCCUCCUCUGAGGUGUUUCCAGGUCAUUCAUGACCUCUUCCGGCCAUGUGAAGGCUCACCGUCCCCGACUGAAUUUUCAUUCCAAAGAGCAGCCAGUGGGGCUCACGUCGGGCCCGCCCGCGGUGCCACGGGUGUCCUUACAGCACAUCCAGGACACUCCCAGCUGGCGGACGAAGCGCGUGUGUGGACGGAACCCGGGAGUGGCUCCGGCGAACUCCGUGAGGCUCCCAUCUCGGGCUGUGGGGCCUGGACUGCUGUGUGAGGGUCGGACGCCCACCCCAUCGCUCUCCCGCCCAGCCCAGGCGGGACCUGCGGACAGUGAGCAGCCUCCGCGGACUGUGCAGGGUCCCCGACAGACAUGGGCGUCGUGAGUGCUUCCUCGCGGGCUGAUGAGCCAGACUUCUGUUUCUCGUGACGCCGGCGUCGCGCCCGGGAGCAGAUGCACUCCCUUGUGGGUCCGUGCAAAGCAGAGGACCUUCUAUGCAGUAUUUGGGGACGCACUUGAGGGACAAAGAGGAGGCCCCGUGUUUGCUUCUGUUUUACUUUUUCACUGCAGUGAGCUAGUGUAAGUGUUGGCAGUGGGCGCGUUUGGCCGAUGACGUCUGCUUACCUGGACGCUGUCUCCCAGGCCCAGGCGCACAUCGGGCUCCCCGCUCUGUGUGCUGGCUCCGUGGCUCUCUUCUGCUGUGGGUCCAGAAACCCAGGUCCUGUGGGCUGUGUGUGGGCCUUCUGAGGGAGUCUCCCUGCUCCUUUUCUCUGUCCUCCCCCGUGUUCCGCUUUGAGUGGCACGAAGGAACGCGGACCGUAGUUUUGGUUUCCCAUCGAUUUACGUGGAUGGUAACAUGGCAGCAUCUACUGAAGCAACUGGGCAGCUCAUUACUGAGCUCUGGGUGAGAAAUUUGGAGAAAGGUAAAAAUCAAGUUUUGAAAAAAAUGGAAGGGACUUAACAUGAUAGUUGCUCCACUGUGUGGAGGCAGUGCUGCGAGGUGUGUUCUCACCACCACCCUCUGGCGUGGCCCGUGCUGCCAGGAGAGGACAGCGUGCCGGGGACUUCUGUGCUCCUACCCCGAUGUGCAGAGGUGCAGCGUGAUUUGUGUGCGCGGUGCACCUGGCCCCCCACUUCUGGGGCCGCUGGCAGUUGGCCCGGAGGAGGAAGAGGAUCUGUUUGCACCCGCUUUGGCGCACCCUGCUCGGGCCGUCUGCUGGGACAGAAGUGAGCCAGCGCGCCAGCGUUUGUGGCCUGGGCUCCUGCCUGCCUCAGUGUGUGAAUGAGCGGCCCUCGUGUGCGAGGCCGCGUCCUUCCCUGGCUGCUUACGUGGGACCCAGGGCAGACGGUUGGCUUUUGUCCGACUUAGAUGCACCAGGGGCCCCCGGCUUCACCAGCUGCUCCAGGAAACCUCCUCCUCCCCGGGUGUGGUUCUCUCCGUCUUCUGCUGUCAGGGGUCCACUGUCCUUUCUGAGCUCCACGCGAGUGUGGGGUGGUUCUGCCCGCAAACUCCCGCAUGGCCCAAGAACCAGCGCCCUGGCCAGGAUAGCAUGCGGGGCUGGUGGUCAGGCGCACCGCGGGAGCAUUGUCCGGCUCCCUCCUCUGGCGCAUCGUGGGCAGCUGCCGCUCUGAUCGAGGCUGGCCCGGGGCUCUUCUGCGUGAUGCCCCGGAGGCGGGGCUCGCCUGCAGGCAGUCUUCACCACUUUCUGUCCCCUGUGUCACCACACGGCUGUCAGGUUUCAAAUAUAAAGGAAGAAGACUGAAAUUGUAAAUACUUUGUAAACAUACCCGUUUGUACUUGAAUAGUAGGGUUUUAAAAAGGGCACUGAUAUCCCACCAAACAAAAGGUAUAAUAAAAUGACCUUUUUCUAUGCUU
Messenger RNA from Mustela erminea (ermine), 12098 nucleotides. It is a transcript of the gene EP400, whose product is annotated as E1A binding protein p400. The coding region runs from base 298 to 9750 and encodes 3150 amino acids. Lineage: Eukaryota; Metazoa; Chordata; Mammalia; Carnivora; Mustelidae. The record is from RefSeq and is a predicted model, not a curated record. Gene Ontology annotation, molecular function: ATP binding; ATP-dependent chromatin remodeler activity. The transcript is spliced from 55 exons.